Messenger RNA from Cicer arietinum (chickpea), 1191 nucleotides. RefSeq names its product F-box/kelch-repeat protein At3g23880-like. Lineage: Eukaryota; Viridiplantae; Streptophyta; Magnoliopsida; Fabales; Fabaceae. Gene Ontology annotation, molecular function: protein binding. The record is from RefSeq and is a predicted model, not a curated record.
AUGUCGCAACACUCCAAUCGCACUGAUUUGCUUCCUGAUGAACUUAUCGUCGAAAUCCUCACAUUGCUUACCGUAAAAUCUAUAUUGCGAUUAAAAUGUGUAAGCAAGUCUUGGAAUGCCCUAAUCUCCAAUCCCAAAUUCGUUAAAUUUCACCUUCAGCGAUCGACACGAAACAAACAGCUACUGUUAACCUUGAUUGCAUCCAGUAGCUAUGUCCAUUGCGGUGUAGUAACGUUUCCAAUACGCAGUUUACUUGAGAACAUAUCAACCACCCUUUGUUACGAACCGAUGAACUACACGAACGAUUGUAGUCGAGUAAUUGGUUCGUGUAAUGGAUUGCUUUGUUUGCUCGGUUUUUCUAAUACAAUUGGACCUUCAAGUAUCUGGAUCCAGUUCUGGAAUCCAGCCACAGGAAUACUAUCUGAAAAAUUUAAAUCUAUUAACCAUCCUCGCCAUUAUAGAUAUGAGAGGCUUAGAUGCACAUUUGGUUAUGAUAAUUUAUCUCACACGUAUAAGGUUGUGGCUGUCACUUCUAUGGAAGUCAAAGUUUUCAGUUUGAGUGACAAUAUUUGGAAACAUCUUGAAAGUUUACCUGUAUUUCCUAUUGAUUAUGACUUUGUUCUUAAUGCUUGUUUUGCCAAUGAUGGUGUGUAUUUGAACAAUGCGGUUAAUUGGUUGGCUUUUAAAAAUAACACUGAACGUAUUCAUUAUUUGAACGGCGUUCAUGUUGAGAAACUUGUGGUUAUCUCUAUGGAUCUUGGUACAGAGACCUAUAGGCAGUUGUUGCUUCCUAAGGGUUUUGAUAAAAUGACAGCUGUUGUUGCGCCAAUUAUUUCUGUUUUGAUGGACUGUCUGUGUUUUUCAUACCAUUUGAUGGGAACUCAUUUGGUUAUAUGGAAGAUGACUGAAUUUGGAAAUGAACAAUCUUGGACUCAAUUUAUUAGAAUUAGGUUUCAAGAUCUGCAAGUGGAAGAAGAGUUUGGUGACUCUAUUUAUCAUAGAUUGUUUCUGAUUCCAUUAUUUCUUUCUGAGAAUGGUGAUACAUUGAUAUUGGCUAGCAAUAUAGAAGAACAAGCAAUAAUAUAUCAUUUGAGAGAUAAUAGAGUACGGCGAACCAAGGUGACCAAUGAUGUGAUGUGGUUAAUUUCCAAAGAUUAUGUUGAAAGUUUGGUUCCAAUUUCCGGAACCUAA